This is a messenger RNA of Camelina sativa (false flax), 2920 nucleotides long. Its product is annotated as ubiquitin carboxyl-terminal hydrolase 23. NCBI's taxonomy places the organism in Eukaryota, Viridiplantae, Streptophyta, Magnoliopsida, Brassicales, Brassicaceae. Gene Ontology annotation, molecular function: cysteine-type deubiquitinase activity. The record is from RefSeq and is a predicted model, not a curated record. Gene Ontology annotation, cellular component: nucleus; cytosol. Gene Ontology annotation, biological process: protein deubiquitination.
UCGGGGGUGGGUCUUUGCUAGGGUUUAGUAGUGCGUUUGCAGCUGCCACUCUCUUUGUCUCCCUUUCUUUUCACACAGCCGCAAAAAAGCUCUCUCCUUUUUCUUCUUCUUCUUCAUCUUCAUUUACACAAUCUCUGUUCCCGACAAUCACAAAUCCGUGAUCUUCCCCUUCACCACGGAUUGUUUGAUUUAGGGUGAAUGGAGGUUGCUACUACGAUCAGCACUGAAUUGAGGAUCCAAACGGAUCGUGAUCCGUCGAACAACAACAACGGAUCUUGCGCCGUUGCUUCUUCCACCGCUUCAGCCGUCUUCAGGAAGAUCGAGUUUCAUCCCGCUAGGAAACCCUUUAAUGGUUUCUCUAAUGGUCGUUCUGAUUUUAAGAUCGAGACUUUGAAUCCUUGCUCCAAUAACAAUCGAGUGUUGUCUGCACCCUCCGCUAAGAAACCUGAAGGUUCCGAUUUGUUGGAAAAUGGGUUUGAUCCUGAGCUUACCUUUAGCAUUACCUUCCGCAAAAUCGGUGCGGGUUUGCAGAAUCUGGGGAAUACAUGUUUUCUCAAUUCGGUAUUGCAAUGUUUGACAUACACUGAGCCUUUAGCUGCUACUCUUCAAACCGUUGCGCAUCAGAAAUAUUGUAAUGUUGCUGGGUUUUGUGCAUUAUGUGCGAUCCAGAAACAUGUCAGGACUGCACGUCAAGCUACUGGCAGAAUACUAGCACCAAAAGAUUUGGUCUCAAACUUGCGAUGCAUUUCCCGAAACUUUAGAAAUUGCCGGCAGGAGGAUGCACAUGAGUACAUGAUCAAUUUGCUUGAAUGCAUGCACAAGUGUAGUCUCCCUUCUGGUGUACCAAGUGAAUCCUCUGAUGCUUACAGGAGAAGUUUGGUACACAAAAUUUUCGGUGGUAGCCUUCGAAGUCAGGUGAAAUGCGAGCAAUGUUCCCAUUGCUCCAACAAGUUUGAUCCAUUUCUUGACCUAAGCCUAGACAUUUCCAAGGCUGAUUCGUUGCAGAGAGCACUUUUACGUUUCACUGCUGUUGAGCUCUUAGAUGAUGGUGCAAAGGUUUACCAAUGUGAAAGAUGCAGACACAAAGUCAAGGCUAGAAAGCAGCUAACUGUUUCUAAAGCACCGUAUGUUUUAACCGUACAUCUUAAGCGGUUUGAAGCACACAGAUCCGAAAAAAUCGAUAGGAAAGUCCAGUUUACCUCUGCAAUUGACAUGAAACCUUUUGUCAGUGGUCCCCAUGAAGGCAAUCUGAAGUACACUCUUUAUGGUGUGUUAGUUCAUUAUGGUCGAAGCAGCCAUUCUGGUCACUAUGCCUGCUUUGUUCGUACAUCAAGUGGCAUGUGGUAUUCUCUUGAUGACAAUAGGGUUUUUCAAGUUAGUGAGAAGACUGUGUUUGAUCAGAAGGCAUAUAUGCUAUUCUAUGUUCGUGAUAGACAAAAUGCUGUCCCUAAGAAUGCAGUCCCCUUGGUUAAGAAAGAGAGCCUUGCCACAAACAGAGCAUCUUUGAUUGUAUCUUCUAACACAAAAGAUCAAUUGAAUGGCCCUGCCAAUGGUUCAGCACUUUUGAAAUCAUGUGAUCAAAGUGCUCGUGCUGGCUUAACUCAGAAAGUUUUAAAUCCCAAAGAGCCUCAGAAAAAUCCCAUAAGUUGUGUGGAGGCAAAACAGACCCUUAAGAUGGUAAAUGGUUCAGUACCCAUAAAAACCUGUGAUCUAGCUGCUCCUACUGUUGUAAUUCAGAAUGACUUAAAUACCAAAGCGACCUUCCAAAAGGAAGUGUCUCUUCCGCUGGCUAAUGGGGAAGGAUCUUUGGUAAAGGAAGAUUCGAAGGUUGCAUGUCCAAUAUUACCAGGGAAGGUGUCUCCUCUCCUGAAUGGAAGCACAAAUGCUCAAAUUCUUGUGAACGUGCCUGUUUCUGGAGCUAAAGCUGAAAAUAGUGUUGAAGAGAAAAAUUCUGUUCACAAUUUGAUCGAGUCUGCUAAUUCACUGAAGGUUAAAGAUGUGUCAAUUGGUAAAUCACCUAUUGAAGCAGCUGUUCUUAUUGAUCAGACAAAGGGACAGCGCCCGGAAGAAUUGGCCACUUCAAUUGAGUUGAUAAAGUCAACUUCUGUGAGUGAGACUCUCACCACACCAAGAAAGAGUCGCAAGCGUAACAUGAAAAGUCUGCAGGUGGGAUUAAAAUUUUUCAAUAAGGCCCUGGGAUUACGAAAAACGAAGAAACUGAAAAAGGGGAGAUUAAGUAGUACAGCUGUCAAAAUGAUCUCUGAGGAGCUCCUAUCCAAGAAAAGUGCUGCAGAUAAUGAUCAGUCCACGUCAACUAGUAGUAAUGGAAAUAUGUUGGUUGGCGCUGUUCUUGCCUCAGACCAACAACAACCCUUGGGGAGUUCUGACUUGUCUAAAAGAAAGAGAGAGUCCUCAAUCUUGUUACAGAAAGAAGCUGUGAGCAUUCUCACACGGGGUGUGCCAGAGACAGUGGUUGCCAAAUGGGAUGAGGAGUUUUCUGCUUCACAGAAGAUGGGAUCAAAGAGUGAAGGCACAAGCAGCAUCGGUUAUGUAGCAGAUGAGUGGGAUGAAGAAUAUGACAGAGGGAAGAAAAAGAAGAUAAGGAUUAAAGAGGAGAGCUAUGAAGGGCCUAACCCGUUCCAGAUGGUUGCGUCGAAGAGACUAACAGAGACAGAGAGAAAGAAGAAAUGGACACAACGCAUACCUACUGCAAAGACAGCCUUCAGGAUAUGAAUGAAUGACCAUAAUCUAUACAUAUAAUGUAAUCCACAUGUUGAGUAAUGUUAACAACAGAGGAAAAGAGAGGCUAUAGAUAUUAGACAUAUUGAUUGUUGUCUCUUCGACUCUCAGUUUUGUCUAUUUGUGGUAAACAAAGACAGAUCCCAUCCACUGUUUUUUGAGUGAGAUUAUCUACUUUUUC